AGUUCUUUUAAUACAGGAAAUGUUUGUUAUAUAUAAACUUAUUUUAAUUUUUAAUAUCUAUAUUUGUCUAAAAAUCUAUGACUAUUGCAGCUUUAUUCAUCUUUGUAGGGUAGUUGUAAAUUCUUUAACAUUUUCUGAGCGGUGUAAGAGUGUAGCACUAAUGACCUCUUAUUUUUAAUUCUUAAGUUAAAAAUUUCAAGACCGGUCAGAGUACGCCAGAAACAUUAACAUUUAUGUACGAAAUCACUUAAAAUGCGGUUAAAUCCACGCAUACUGUCGUCGGCGGCUGUUUUAGCGAUAACCUGUGUUGUGUCUGCGGCCGCUUAUUAUUACAAAAGCAGAAACACUGAGAUAAAUGAAGUCAUGAUAUUUUGUAAAUUGCAAUAUAACGCUUUUAAUUAUUUCGACAAGCUGAUUAGUUACGUAGAGUCUGCUAAGAACAGUGUGAACGUCUGUAUGCCAGGAAUACACAAUCCAGCCAUCCAGGGUCGACUUGUUCAGAUUCUGAAGACGAAGAAAAUUACAGUUCGCAUAAUAAUAGACCGAGCUGGAUACAACGAAUCAACAGAAUUCCUUUUGAAGGACCUUAUUGAUGCUGGCGCAAAAAUUAGAUAUAAAAUGAGCGAGCAUGUACACAGGAUGCAACACAAGUUUUGCCUAGUUGAUGACAGGGUACUCAUGACUGGAACUCUUAAUUGGGGUGAUGACCGCUCUUCUGACCAUUGGAACUAUGUAUACAUAACUACAAAGACACAAUUGGUUGAGCCAGUGAAGAGUGGGUUCUAUCAAAUGUGGAAUGAAUACUCAAGUGAUAUGGAUAUCAACACCCAAUCUAGUCAUAAAGAUUUGGAAACUUCAAUCACUCAAGACUUAUUAAGUACUGAAAGUGUUGAAAUAAGUACUGAAAUUCAAAUGCUUAGAGAAACUCAAACUACACCCGAAAUAUUUAUAAUGUAAUUACCCCAUAUAAUUAAUGAAAUUGAAAUAACUCCCAAUUGUUUUCAAUUGUUUAAUUAAUACUAUAAUCAAGUUGUAAUUUUAUGCAAAAGACUCUUUAAUCAAAUGAAUUUAUUAUUAAUAUUUAUAAAUAGACCUUAAAAAUGUUUUAAUAUAAAUAAUUCUAGUAAUGGUGCUUUGCAAAGCUGGCCUUUGCUUAAUUUAUCUAAUUUGCUAAUACCUUUUCUAUUUAAUACAAUUCACUUAGGAUGUAACUACUUUUUAAUAGAGAAAAGUAUUUCUUCAUUCUUUACUCAAUAUAUUCUUGUUUUUCAACUUUUUCUUUAUGGUUCUUAUUUUAAACUGAAUGUUUUGACGGUCAGCUUUGUCUAAAUUAUAGAUAUAUGUUUAAUUAUGUUAUG
This is a messenger RNA of Achroia grisella, 1358 nucleotides long. Its product is annotated as mitochondrial cardiolipin hydrolase-like. Lineage: Eukaryota; Metazoa; Arthropoda; Insecta; Lepidoptera; Pyralidae. Gene Ontology annotation, cellular component: mitochondrion. Gene Ontology annotation, biological process: piRNA processing. Gene Ontology annotation, molecular function: RNA endonuclease activity producing 5'-phosphomonoesters, hydrolytic mechanism. The transcript is spliced from 2 exons. Bases 253 to 957 code for a protein of 234 amino acids. The record is from RefSeq and is a predicted model, not a curated record.